GUUGGUGUCGGAGUGUUGGGGUGUUUGACUAAAAAUCGGACCUCGCCACCUCUUCUGUUGUAUAUUAUAGAUUAAAUAUUAUAAUAUUAUUUAACAUUUUAAGUUUCGGUCGAUUUAAAGAUGAGAAUCAACUUUUUAAAACUAUUUGCACUGAGCCACCUGACUCCGGUCCAGAAAGCACAUCUAUCGUACGCGGUACGCAAAGACAUUGAAGCAAAAGAGAUCCAACGAUUGUAUAGGAUGAAGCGAUUUCGUCAAAUGAAAUUAGACAGAAUAAAUCGUUCUAGAAUUAGAGCAGCUAAGAACAAAGAACAAGAAAAAGAAAUGUUGGAGUGGAUUGGUAACGUUUUGGGCGAGGCGAUUCCCAGCAAUGUCUCGUACGAAGAUUAUUUGAAAGACGGCGUCGUGCUUUGCAACCUCAUCAACAAGAUUGCUCCUGGAUCGGUGAAAAAAAUACAGACCAAGGGUUCAAACUUCCAGCUGAUGGAAAACAUUCAACGAUUUCAAGCGGCCAUCAAAAAGUACGGUGUACCAGAAGAGGAGAUUUUCCAAACGGCCGAUUUGUUCGAACGCAGGAACAUACCGCAGGUGACGCUCUGCCUAUACGCCCUCGCUCGCAUUACUCAAAAGCAUCCGGAGUACACGGGCCCGGCAUUGGGACCUAAAAUGGCUGACGCUAACAAGAGAGAAUUUACCGAAGACCAGUUGAGAGCAUCCGAAGGUCACCUCAACCUGCAAAUGGGAUACAAUAAAGGAGCUUCUCAGUCAGGAUUGGGAUCAUUCGGUAACUCAAGGCAUAUGUAAUAAACAACUAUCAGUCAAUGUAAAACGCACAAGCCUUACAACGACGAUGGGUGCUAUGAUUAUUCAAUUAUUAUAUUAAAUUUUAUUAUACGCGGGAACGCGACAUUAUUACUAUUAUAUUAUGUAUUUAAUUUUUUUUCAAAAAGUUCGUAUUAUUUAUACACAGUUUUUAUAUUAUAUUAUAUACAGCACCUAUACUAACAUUAUUAAUUUUUAAAAUAAAUCAAAGAGUAAUAAU
Molecule: messenger RNA, 1042 nt
Organism: Rhopalosiphum maidis (corn leaf aphid)
Lineage: Eukaryota; Metazoa; Arthropoda; Insecta; Hemiptera; Aphididae
Product: myophilin
Exons: 4
Coding region: 121-804 (227 amino acids)
Molecular function (GO): protein binding
Source: RefSeq, a predicted model, not a curated record